AUGAACAGCGAGAAGAGCAGUGAACGUCUUUUUCCUCCUCUUCGCACCGGUGGUGGUCGAAGACUCGUCGUCUUCCUUUCCGCGCUCCUCGCGACGACGGUCACGGUCUUUUUCUGCGUCAAAACCUCCACAGGAAUGCUUUCGGAUUGGUAUCUGACAAAGACAAGGAUGACGAUGAUCGACGGGAACGAAGACGAAAUCGGCCCAGAUGGUUUUGGCAAAACCGCGUUCGAGAAAAAGAACGACAACUUUGACGAGAACGAAGAGGAUUCGGAGGAUUUUGUAUCGUCGAAGAGAGAUGACGAGAGCGAUGGAGGAAAAGGAGGAGGAGAAGUGCGCACUGAAGGCGAAGGAACGUCUUGUCCUUUAACUUCUCAAGAUGUCGUCGAUGAUGAUGUAUUAAUUACGAAAGCGUCGAAAACAAGGCAAACGUGGGCGUUUAAAGCGUCGUCGUCGAUGCAAUACGCGCACAUGCCGACGCACGCGACGCACGGCGCUUUGGUUGUUUUGGCGUUUCAAGGCGCGAGGCGAAGCGAAGGGCAGGCGAAUCAGAGGAUUUAUUUGGUGAGGUCAGAAGAUGGCGGGAAGACUUUUGACUCUUUUGCGGAAAACAACGUGAAGAAGUUGAACGCGUUAGUUGUAGAAGGUGGGAGUAAAAGUAGCUUUAGCGAGAGGAACGACGUGGAAGUUCAAGCGCAGUGGGGGCCCGCGUUGUUUAAAGAGGAAAAUGAAGACGAGGAAAACGUCGAGGACGAAAAGAAUAGAAAGAAAAUACCUCUUUUGCGUCUGUAUUACUCGCAAAGUGAGUCGUGUUUCUUUUGCAGGCACAAAAAUAGUUGCAAUAGUGUGGAUGCGAAAGAAUAUCGCGCCGGGGGAAACCUUUACGAGUCUACGUCGAAAGAUUUCGGCAAGACGUGGUCGAAACCGAAAUUGAUAUUAAAGGAGAAAGAGAGAGACGCGACAAAAGGUGGACACUCGCCGAAAGUUGUCGCGAGUCCUCCAAUUCGAUCAAAGUUAUGGAACGCUGAAACGAACGCGUCCUCUUCUCCCUCGCAUCUUCUUCUUCCGUACUGGACGCAAAAGCCUCGCGUGGGCGCAAACGGCAUCAAGAGCGCGUGCGCUUCAGAAAUGCAAGCCAAGGACGGACCGAGAACGUUGCACUCCAAAGAUAACGGGAAAUCUUGGCAUCCGUUGGGCUCACACGCCGUGCGUCACGAAGACUCGCAUCGUAAAGCGCCAGAGAUUGACAGGCUUUUGGAAGGUGCCAUCGUUUCGUCGAAUAGAAAAAUCGUCCAAUUUUUCCGGGCGACGCGACCGAGAGUGUACGCGAGUUUGUACGACGAGAAAAAGGCAGAGUGGGGGAAACCGUUUCCAGUGAGAGCGACAACGGUACCACUUAAACACCACCACGAUCAUCUCCGCCAACACCACCACCGAGACGAGUUCCUCAAAAUGCCAAACGCUAAGCUCCACGCUAUAUCCAUCCCUUCUUCUUCUUCUUCUUCACGGAGUACCCGCCACGGCCACCAAACGCAAAUCCUCCUCGCGCACAACGACCACCCGUACAGAGUCCGUCAACGAGGUAACCUCGUCGUUCAAAUCAGCAACGGCGUCAACUCGGACAAAAACGGCGUCGCUCCGUUCCACAAACUCCUCGACAUCGAAACGAGGAGAGGUCGAAAAGAAGGCGAGAUGGUCAUGUACCCGCACAUGGAAGUCUCUCGGACGACGACGAAAAAGAAGACGUCGUCGUGUGAAGGCAACAAUAAACGUCAUCAAUACGAACUCACGAUUUCCUACAGCGACCACGGUAGAGGCAUUCGAUUCAUUCGCGCGAUAUUAGAGUAA
Messenger RNA from Bathycoccus prasinos, 1848 nucleotides. RefSeq lists its product with no specific name. Bases 1 to 1848 code for a protein of 615 amino acids. The record is from RefSeq and is a predicted model, not a curated record. Lineage: Eukaryota; Viridiplantae; Chlorophyta; Mamiellophyceae; Mamiellales; Bathycoccaceae. The transcript has a single exon.